GCUAAUUAGCAACAUAUCCAAUAUGGCUGCCAAUAGAGAGCUGCUACCCUGCGGUAUGACAAUUGACAGCACUUGAAAUCUAUCGAAAGAUGUUCAAAAUGUGAUGAAUUGAGCAUAAAGUCUUGUGCAGACAUGCACAUUAAAUAGCAGGCAUCAUGCAGGCGCUCUCUCCGACAGAAGAUUCGGUCAAACAGUCGGCAUCGACGAUGCUAACAUGGAAAGAGCCUGUGGUUGUCGAAACUCAAAGUCCAACAUCGGCUCUUCGAAGUUCUAAAUCUAAGUCUUACGGAGCAAGCGGUUCCCCGGCGCCUGGGCCAGGCGGAGAUCUCCUUGGGGUGAACGCUGUAAAUGGCCAGUCCUUCAAGCCGCAGAAACAGCAGAAUGGGCCGAUGAACAUCCUCCAUAAUUGUAUGCCUCAAAAUGGUCACCAAGAGUUUGGAAGUCCAUUUAUGGAAAAUUCAAGGCAAAAUGGGAUUCCAGAGAGUGUGAUGGUGAUGCCAAUGAUUGAUUUUAAGCUGCCUUCUGCCUCCACCAGAUCAAACUCGAGCUCUCCACCCUCAUCGAGAAAGGCCGUUCGAUCUCGUGCACGCCCACGAAAGCCUGAAGAGCCUGUUCCAUUCCUAAGUGUUGAUACUUUACCAGCUGAUAAGGCAGUAAUGGAAGGAAAGUCUUAUUCCAGCAAGCAACUCUCCAAAAAGCAAGGCAGAUCUGUACCAAAGAGGAUUAGUCCAGAGUUCAUACACCCAACAGCUGGUAGGAGAUCUCAAACCCCUAACCAUCCCCCUUUUUCUCCUUAUGGAGGAGGCAAGAGUACCCCAAGAGUGCCUUCCCGGGCCGGAUCGUCACUGCACAACUACAAUUCUUUCUUUACUCACAAAAAUUCUGCAUUUUUGGCUGGUCCUCCAUCAUUGUGGUCACUAGGCAACCGUUUCUGGCCCCAUCAGGCGACGCCAAAUGAAGGGAGGCGGAGGCUUGCUCCCAUUCAGGCUCCGAUGGUGCUAGAGGCCUCAACCCUCAAGGCUAACUACCAACUCUCACAGCCAUUCAAGCACAAUGUGGAGAACUCAACACCCAUAGAACGACCUGUGUCUCCUGGUCAGGAGUUGAAGGAAUCUACAAUGCUAGCCUUGCAUGAGGUAACCCAAGCUCUGGCAAGGCAACAGGAUCCCCCGCCCAGUCGUAAGGGAGGCAGGUUACUAAAGGGAAAACUGAAGCCAUUGCACACAUUUAAGAUGGAUGGACCUGGAAUGGAUGAAUGCCAAGGAAUACUAACAGAGGAUAACCGAGGACAGACAGCAGACAAGGCCCUCUUGCUGCAGCGGAAGAAGGAGUUACUGAGCAUGCUGCCUCCCGAUGUCUUCCAGAGGUCCACAACAGGCAGUUCACUACACACUAGACCAGAGACUCAAGGUUCCGUCCACAGAAACUCCAUUGUCUCAGCACUGUCCUUAGAUAGGGAUAACCCAGCCAACCAUCCCUCCAUACAACCAGGUCAGCUGAGAUCACAGAGUAUGGUGGAAGAGGCUGGACCCGUUGGUCCAUUCAACAGCAUGGUGAUGAUGAUAGAUGACAGGAUCUUCAACCAGGUCGACAUCCCUGCUGUUGAAGUUCAGCAAGAAGGUGGUGACCCAGAGGCAAAGGGUCCAGAGACCAGCGCAAAGGAGGAAGGUACCGCUGUACAGGAUCCAGAACGUCUGAUGGCUGGGGGUGAUGCAGACAAGCUGUCUGAUGAUGUGAGCGAGUCCAAUAUGAGCGACUACCUCAGUGAACUUGAAGGGGGUAGGGCAGAGAUCCUAUGCAACAUGGUGAAGAAGAACUCACAGGCCAGAAAUGACCUCACACAGUUCGACAAUGAACCCUCGGAUGCCACAGAACUGGAGAAUGGCUAUGAUGAUGAGUAUCCUUUGGAUAGUGUCCAACAGAAGUAUCCAGCUUUAGACAGUGCAGCAAUGAGUGAUGAUAGGGUUGGGAACAGAAAAGUAACCACUGCAAUGAAAAGUGAAUCUCAACCAAACCUUGAUGAUAAUGACAGUAUCAAUAGCAAAAAUGUUGUACCAGACACUGUGACUGUUGAUAGAAAUGAGUCCAAGAGUGAUCACCCUGAACAAAGUUACUCACCAUCCAUUCUGAAAGACAGUAUUACUCAGAGUUAUGUUGUAGCAGAGACUGAUGAACAAAGUGAAGGGUCUAUGCAAAGUGAGAAUAAACUGGAAACGAUUCCUACAGAAGAGCAUCUUGAACAACCUGUUGUGUCUAAAAUAGAAACUAAAGUACCUGAAAAAGCAAUAACAGAUAAGGAGACAAAGAUUAAUGUAUAUGGGUCAGCCACUUUGCAUGAACAAAAGAAGAUGAUUAUGCAGAAUGCAUCUGAAGAUGUGUCAAAUGGAACAAAGCUUGAAGACAAUAGAAGAGAGUCAAACAAUGAUAGCAAUACUAACACUGUGCCUGUGAAUGACUCCCUGAGAAAUGAAUCUCAAAACUUGAACAAUAUUCCCAGUAUUUCAUUGGUUGAUGGGUCAGUUAAAGCAGCUGUAGAGAAUGAUAUUGUAAGCAAUAAUGUUGAGGGAACACCUCUGAGGGAAGGAAGUGCUGAAGGAGCAUCUAGUCCUGCAGAUGAUGCAGUAUCAGGAACACCAAACUCUGAUCCUGUUCUAAGAACAGGCAUUGAUGCAUUAGCAAUAACAUUAGUCAAUGAAAAAGAUGUUAGUAUAGUGAGCAGCAAAAUAGAACAAAACUCUCCAGCUGGAGACCAACAGCAAAUUGAAACAGCAGUUCCAAAAGAAAUUCUCAGCAAUACUGCAGACCACCAAAGUGUUUCUGUAAAUGCUAACAUAUCUGAAUCAGUCGUGACUCAGAAUUGUGAGAAUGAUGUUGUAAAGCAAAAUAAUGAAGAAUUGUUAUCAAGUGCAAUGAAGGAAGACAGUGAUAAAGAAGUAGAGAAGAAAGAGGAGGAAGAAGUGGAUGAUGAUGCAAAGGACACUAAGGAAAAGGAUAAUGGGAAUGAUGGUGAUAGAGAAAAGGAUGGUGGUAAUGGGAAUAAUGGUGAUAGAGGAACGGGUGGUGGUAAUGGGAAUAAUGGUGAUAGUGGAACGGGUGGUGGUAAUGGGAAUGAUGGUGAUAGUGGAACGGGUGGUGGUAAUGAGAAUAAUGGUGAUAGUGGAAAGGGUGGUGGUAAUGGGAAUGAUGGUGAUGGUGGAACGGGUGGUGGUAAUGGGAAUGAUGGUGAUAGUGGAACGGGUGGUGGUAAUGAGAAUGAUGGUGAUGGUGGAACGGGUGGUGGUAAUGGGAAUGAUGGUGAUAGUGGAACGGGUGGUGGUAAUGGGAAUGAUGGGGAUAGUGGAACGGGUGGUGAUAGUGGUAGUGGAACAGGUCAAGGUAGUAAUAGUCACAAUGAUAAUGGAGGUGGGGCUUUGGGAGGAGGAGGAGGAGGAGGAGGAGAUGGAGAUAGAAACAAUAAAGAUGAAAAUCCUGGAGACAAUGAAAAUGGUAACAGCAAUAAUCACACUGAGGACAAGGAAGUCGAAAGUGAAGAAGAGAAUCAGGUAAUCUGUUUCAAGAGCUUAGAACAAUUGCUGCAAGAAAUCCAAGCUCAGAGCUUGUGCAGGAAAGAAGAACUUUUGUCAUAUAAUGACAUUCCUGAGGUUGAUGAUCCAGUCUUGUACUGUGACAGUUGUGGAUUAGAUGAGGAUACUUGUGUUUGUCCUAAUAGCUCUUUACAUAGAUUCCUUGGACAAGAUGAGUUCCAGAAUCGUUCAGAGCUUGAAGACGAGGAACUCUUUGAUGAAUCAAGUCAGCAGCAGAAUAUUGUCUUGGAGUACAAGAUGCUUCUAGGUGAACCGCAUCCUGGUAUUGGUUGCUAUAGCAAUGAUCUAUUAUCCUCGAGAGAAGCAUGGAAUGAAGAUGGCCAGCAUGCAUCUAGGCUGUCGAGAGCAAAACAAAAUUCUGGAGUUCCGAACGACAUCAUGCUGACUACUGGUGUUGCCAUGACGCAAGUCCAACGUCCCAUCUCCGCUAAGGUCAGACCAGGGUCAUCCAAACCAUCGCGUCCAUCCAGUCAUCGAGGACCGAAUGGAGGAAGAGGAGGAGCAAAGGUCAGCCUGGAGGAUGCAGACAUGAGUGACAGUGGAUGCGGGAGUGAAAUGUCUGAAGCACUGACCCAACCUAGUCAACUCUUGACUGAUGAGAUGGAGAAAAAUUACAAUUUGGAUGAUGAUUUGGAUCUGAAAGCUCAG
Strongylocentrotus purpuratus (purple sea urchin) is the source of this 4232-nucleotide messenger RNA. RefSeq lists its product as uncharacterized. Lineage: Eukaryota; Metazoa; Echinodermata; Echinoidea; Camarodonta; Strongylocentrotidae. The record is from RefSeq and is a predicted model, not a curated record.